This is a messenger RNA of Hydractinia symbiolongicarpus, 4442 nucleotides long. RefSeq names its product stimulated by retinoic acid gene 6 protein-like. The record is from RefSeq and is a predicted model, not a curated record. The transcript has 20 exons. Gene Ontology annotation, cellular component: plasma membrane. Gene Ontology annotation, molecular function: signaling receptor activity; retinol transmembrane transporter activity. Lineage: Eukaryota; Metazoa; Cnidaria; Hydrozoa; Anthoathecata; Hydractiniidae. Gene Ontology annotation, biological process: vitamin A import into cell. Bases 94 to 2748 code for a protein of 884 amino acids.
AAUAUCAAAAAGUUGUAAAUUUCAUCAAAAAGGGUGAGGCAUAGAGUUUUGGCCACUACAUUUACUUUUUUUCGCACAGUAUAUAAUAAAAAAAUGCUUCCAGUAGCGAAUUUGGCUUUGAUAGCAGGGCUUUUAAUGCAGUUUGGGAUUGAAGAUGUAACAAACCCAACUGAUAUGUUAAAAAAAUUGAAUGAACUCAGUAAAGAAGUUGACAGGAUUCAUAAUGAAACAGGCGUCAGCAAAGAAGAGCUAGAAGCAUUUUUUAAUACUACCUUACCUUGUAUGCAACGCAUCCUAAAAAGAGAUAUUGAAAGAGGAGUGUCGCCGGAUGCCACCCUGAGAUCGUUAACAAAUGAUUGUUUAUAUGCAGACAGAAAAUGCUAUGCUGAUGAUAAUGCUGCCAGCAUAUUCUGGGGAAUGCAACUUUGUGCUUUUAUUUUUCAAAUUAUCAUCAGCUUCAGUCAUCGCAGAAAAAGAUUGUAUAUGAACUGCUGUAAAGGCCAUCCUGGUUUAGUAAUGCGAGUGUGUCUUAUCUUGCUGCUUCUUGUGAUGUUGACUUGCCCGGUAAACAUGCUGGAUGGAUACGAAAACCGUGUGGGCGUGGCAUUGGCUUUUGGAUUAACAAUAACACAAUGCUACUAUGUCCUGUUCUCAGAUUACAAUAAAAUUUUUGGUACAAAGAUUGGUGCUGGAAUACGAGCAUUGCCAUCUUAUGCGUCAGUUUUCAUCAAAAUACUUUGUGCAAUUUUCAUUUCACAAAUGGCUUAUCCCUUCUUCGUAUGUCAAAAAUUAAAAAAUCGAAUUGUUGGUGCUGUUAAUGGUGUAUUCUUAUGUGUCUUAUGGUUGUCACUUGAAAUUCAAAAAAUAUAUGUCAACGUUACAACAUGCUGGGAAUUCUGGGAAAAAAGUGGAUUUGGCAGGAAGUAUGGAUUGCUGUCAAUACUUUAUGACAUUCCUUUAUAUAUAUGUCUCGUUCUGUUAUUAUUCAAAUUUAUCAUGGUAUUGGUCUCAACUAUCAAGAUACGAAGAAAGAAAUUAAAGAUAGGUGUUAAGUUGAACUGGUUUAAACAAGACGAUACAGAUUGGAAGAGUGAAUAUGUCUACCUUCAUGUGAAAAAUCUCUUAAAACCAUGUGAACGUGAUGACGGUAUAAGUUUUAAUGGUGAAGAUAGCGAUGAGGAGAAUGAUGUUAAAAUUAAAAGAAUCGUCGAAGACAAAGUAAGAGAGAACUUGUACACAUACAGACCAGAGUUUAAAUAUUCGACACGUAUGGUAGCAUCAAUUGUUGUUGCUGUACUGGUUAUAUACACGCUGUUAGUAUCUGCAGUGACGCUUGGUUAUGUUUUAUUUAUCAAGUAUUGGAAAAAAAUAUUUACUUCCAAUAUCAUUAAAGUGAUAUCAGCCAAAACAUCCUUGAGUGAGGGUUUGGUGGAUGACUAUAUAAAAUCUGUAUCAGCUGCAUGGUGGCUAGGCAUAGCAACUGCUUUCAUUUUUAGUCUGAUUGUGAGUACAAAUUCUAUGACAUGGUAUAGAAAACAUAUUAUGAAGCUUCGUAAAGGGGAACGUACUUUUCUUCCUAAAGCUCUUCGAAAUCCAAAUUCAGUUGGAGACGAUGCUGGAAGUUUAAUGGCUGCAAGUAUGAAAUUUGCUGGGUUUCAAGUUGGCUAUGCAGCAUGGGGUUUUAUUCUUUUAUCCUUACUGUUGUUCUUAUGUUAUUAUGUUUUAAUAACACAACUGAUCAUUCCUAUGAAAAGAGGAGAAAAUUCUUUAUCAAUUAAUAUAUUUAUAAAAGUAUGGCCUACACUUCUGAUAACGGUAGCUAUGAUGGUAGUGCAGAAAGUGAUGGCUGUGACGUGCUUUCUUUUAAAUAAAGAUUCAUUAGCCGUCAAUAACAGGCGUGUGUUCCACCUUGUGUCCUAUCUCUUCUUUUACUUUAACAUAUUCCUUGGAAUGUUUUCAUGUCUGCUACGUAUCAUUUAUGGCAUCAUAUUUGGUGUAGUGUUUAUACAACGCCUUCAAAAAAGUACCUUGCCAAGAACGCUUGAAGAGAAAGACCCAGGUUUUUAUUCCUACUUGGGUUACAUCCUUCUUGAGCAUCAGCAUGCCAACCCGGUUUUACAUUGUUUCGCCCGAUUGUUACUUGAAAGUCGAAAUAAAGAUUUCGUUGAAGGCGAGAAAUACGUCACAACAACGGAUCACUUUCUUUCAAGUGUUUUGGAAGUUGAUCAAGUUGACAGUUUAAAAAAGGAAAGUAUAAAGGUGAAGAGAGCAAGAACACGCUGGCAUUUAGCGUACGUCUUAAUAAAAAACCCGUCAUUACAACGACACCGACGUAGUAAACAAAAAGUAAACAAACCAAGAAAUUUAGUGAAAUUGAUUCGAAAUGCCGACGAAGUAAAUUUUCCAUUUGUUGUUUAUACUGGAGUAAAUGACAGUAAAGUAGAUAUAAAAAUGUCGGAUAAAAGGAAGCGUCAUUCUAACAGUGAUGGACGUUACAGUGACAAUUCUACGUCAGACGACGAAAGAAAUAACAGCGUUGAUAAAGACGUGAGUUGUAACAGUGCUGAUUACGUUGUUAAUUAUAAAACCUGCGAAAAACCUGAUGACGACGAUGAUGCGGAAUUUGCUGACAAGAACUACCACCAGUUUGUUGUCGUCGAGGAAAAUGAACAAAAGUCGAUAUAUUUUGACGAAACUGAUGAAAAAAUUAAUCCGGCGCUAAAUCUGGUUGCGGAAAGUUAUGCAUAACACUCCAUAAAUCAAACUCAUGUUGUUAGGGUCCACGUAAAAUUUUAGAUAAUUAAUGCCCAUAAUUUCCAGUUAUUAAUUUUCGCAAAUUAUCAAUUGUCAAUUUUGUUGUCUCAGUUCUAGUUUUUAAACGCAACUUUUAUAUUAAUGUAUUUUUGAAAACAUGAGUUUAGAAUGAUAAUCUUAUAUAUUUAGAUGUAGAUAUAAAUUUAGAUCUUACUCGUUAUAUAUUUGUAAAUAAAUUAAAAAAUAAAUCAAUAAAUAAAUAAGUUGAAAACAAAUAUAUUUGCCUUAAACUUAGCCCCCACUUUUCAUGGUGAUGAAAUUUUGAAAAUUCAUCCCUUAUUUUCAUCGGUUUUUUUUCAACGUCUACCAUCUCUAUUUGUCAUCACUUCUACCUAACAACAUAACAAAAGAUAGCGAAAGAAGUGUAUCAUACAAAGAUGAAUAUGAUGAAGAGAAGAAGAAUUUUGUUGUUACCUAUUUAUAUGAUGAUUCUUCGAAGAAAAAAAUAAAUGCGGCAAAUAGGAGAGUUUAAGUAAGAUAGCCAAAAUCGGCAAAGAAAAAAAUAAUAACCAAAUUGUACGCGGUUGGCCAAAAAAAGGAUAUCCAACUUCUAUAAGACCGUCCUUUUUUAUCCAGGAUAUUAUUUUGCUGACGUUCUUACUGGAAGCUUUGAUAAGCUGCUUUUUUAAGUUUCACUAAGAGUACAGAUUGCAAAUAAUCUGAUCUUCACGAUUUUCUAGUAUUCUACAUUCCAUUUAUUUUUUUUUGAUUUUUUUGUUAUUUCCUGAAGAGCCAAUAGGAAAGCCUCGUUUCGUUUACAACUAAUAAGAAUACAGAUUGUAAAUAAUCUGAUCUUCACGAUUUUCUAGUAUUCUAGGUAUUCUACAUUCCUUGGUCAAAGCUUUGGACUAUGACCAAAAGCACUUGAAUUCUGGUUGUACGCAUUGUGUCCUUUGGCUGUGCCUGUGGGGAAUUUAGGGUUGUCUUGCUGGUGGGAACCCCAGAAUAGUAUAUAUUACAGUAUACUUGAUAUAAGCCCUUAUCAAAACAUCCACUGUCGGCAUUUUCAAAUUGAGCGAGAGACUUAGAGUAACGCCUAAAUACUGAAACAUUCAGAAGUUCAAUGUUACAUAAAAGAAUUUGUAUAUAUCAAAAAAUGUCCACAGUUUUCUAGAUCAAUUUCAAAGACAUCAAUUAAAGCUUUUAUUUUUUUAGAGAAUACUAUAUGUAAAAUAUUUUAUUUUUUUAUUUAUAUAUAGACACUCUUUUUUUUUAUAAGAACAUGAAUAUGGUAAAAAGCCCUUGCAAUGUUUCUAACGGUUUUGAGAUGCAGCCUAUAAAUAUUCUUGGGAUGUUCUUAAUGUACCGUAAAUGACGAAUAAGCACCUGGACAGGGAGCUUAUUUAAUUUCACCCAUUAAAAGGGCCCUUAAUGGCAGGGCAGUUAAUUAUGUAGUAGUGCUUACUCAGCAGGGGGAGGUUAUUCUGUAAUUUAUGGUAUUACACUAAUUUGAUGAUAAUUGCUACAAAGUGUAGCACUUGGAUUUUUUAUAUUUUUUUAUAUUUUUAUUAAAAAAAUAUGUAGUCAAGCUUCACAAAGCCUUAAAAUGAUCUUAACAUGUUCUUAAAUUUUGAGACUUAUGUUCUUAUACUUUGUUUUGUCCUCAGAACAAAAGAUAUUUACGCUGG